This is a messenger RNA of Acomys russatus (golden spiny mouse), 1041 nucleotides long. Its product is annotated as protein FAM90A16-like. Lineage: Eukaryota; Metazoa; Chordata; Mammalia; Rodentia; Muridae. The transcript is spliced from 5 exons. Bases 1 to 1041 code for a protein of 346 amino acids. The record is from RefSeq and is a predicted model, not a curated record.
AUGAUCUUGACUAGACCCACUAAACAGCCUGUGGAACAGUUUCUGCUCACUCUGGAAAACCAUAGCCGACAGCCCCAGAAGAUGGAGUCACUCAUGAAGACCCAGGGUGCCUUUGCAGCCCCAAGAGCCCAGGGAAAGCCAAGACGCCCAUGGGCACAGAAAGUUCCCCCACCAGAAGAGGAGAACCCUAGGAUGAAAUGCAGAGAAUGUGGGUCCUUUGGCCACACUGAGAAAAGCAAAAGGUGCCCCAUCAAGUGUGGCCGUGUGAUCGUAAUUCCACAGCCUCACACCAAGAUGCCAGUGUUCAGUCCCGGAAUCACAAAGAAGUACAUGGUCGGCCUAGUUGAGGCUACUGCCAGAAAGCCUCCUGGGAGGCAGUUGUGCCUUGGAAACCCUGCCAAGCAAAGCUUUGAUGCCUCCUGCAUCUUACCUUCCAGGCACGAGGGAGGUCAGAACAUGGCUGUCCCUGGUGUCACCAAGCCAGUAGUAUUCAGGCAGAAUGGUAGAAACGCCGCUUCAGAAAACCUGGAUCAAAAGCUACAGCGUUUCUUGCAUCAACACCCCGCUGCUGCUGUCCCCAAAAGGAACGGAAUCGGUGAAGUGUUCCACAGGGCAUCAAAAGUCCAGGGUCCCAGUGGGAAAACCCAGCCCAGCCAGCACCCUGCCCUCCACCAGGAUACACAAAACCCCAAACUCAGCUUCUGGGCCCCACGGAACAAAGCUUCCAGGCACUUCCCAGAGCCUAGCCAGAGUGUCCGGAAAAAACCAAGAGUCAGCUCUCCCAACAGACCAGGGGAGAGCGACGCAAGGACUGUUUUGAAGGUCUUCCCAGGAAGUCCGUCACCUCCCAUUGGCAACAGACUUGAACUAAAAGCUGCAGCUGAAAUGAGCAAGGAAAUAACAGCCCAGAAGCAAAUGGCUCCUCCUGAGAGCACCGCCUUCCUGGAGGAAGGGGAGGCAGCAGGCUCCCAGGUCCCCAGGAGUGUCCUCUAUGAGGACCUUCAGGUCUCUUCCUCUUCAGAAGAUAGUGAUGGAGAGUGA